AUGUUUUCAAUUCGGUCGUCUGUUGCAAAGCUACGCAACCCACUGGUUGCAAGAAGUCUCCAACAAUCGCUUUCUACGUUAGACGCAAGCAAUGUGCGGAAAAGAUUAGAUGUUGCGAUAGUUGGAGCACCGAAUGCGGGCAAGUCUCAGCUUCUCAAUGUGCUCACUCAAACCAAAGUUGCUGCAGUCUCGAGAAAACGACAUACAACAAGAACUGAUGUCUUGGGUGCUCGCACAGUGGGUAACACGCAAAUUGUUUUCAAAGAUACACCAGGAUUUUUGAGACUGGAAAACGCCAAGGAAGAGCGACUGGACAGAGAUCUAAUAAUUACAGCGGCAGCAGAAAUGCAGUACGUUGACUUCUGUUUACUGGUCGUCGACUCGGCACGGACGCUUACCGAUAAUUAUAGACAUGCUCUAGUCCAGCUAAUGAUUGGCGCAAUCAACUCGAAAGGACGGAUCGAAGAAGACAGCGACGACGAAGAAUCUGAAACGGUGAAUGAAAAUAGAAAGAAAUCGAGUGUUGACGCAAGAGAAACUUCAAAAUUUGCGAUAGUUUUGAACAAAGUGGAUUUGGUGGACCCCAAGAAUCAACUCAUAGACCUGGCGAUGGAAAUUGGAGAAGUUGCAGAUGCUUGCCUGGCAGAUCACGUGACAAAGGGCAAAGAGGCAAAUGGCAUGGAGUUUGAGCAACUGCUCAAUAUAGCGCCUGUGGUUUUCUACGUUUCUGCUUUGGAGGAGGAAGGUGUCGAUGAUUUAUUGGAGUUUUUGUUGGAAAAAGCUAGUCCAUGCACUUCGUGGCCUGUGGAACCUGGCAAGAGCACAAACAUGACAACACCUGAGCAAGUGCAAGAGUUGAUCAGAGAGAAAAUUUAUCGAAUUCUACAUAGAGAGCUGCCGCACAAUGUGCACCAGGUAAACCGUUUAUUUCGUAGAGUGGACGAUGGGGUGAUAAUCCACCAGGAUUUAGUGGUGUUCACCAAGAGCCAUCAAAAGCUAGUGCUUUCGUCGCUUCAUAGGAUCCAAAGUACUGCAGAAAAUGAUUUGAAAGAACUAUUCAAAUGCGAUGUAUCAUUGAGAUUGCACGUCAAAUUGAACAAAUCCAAACAACGUCGAAAUGUAGAAGAUUAUAGCACGUAA
Messenger RNA from Cylindrotheca closterium, 1140 nucleotides. Lineage: Eukaryota; Bacillariophyta; Bacillariophyceae; Bacillariales; Bacillariaceae. The record is from the annotation of a GenBank genome assembly.